Varroa destructor (honeybee mite) is the source of this 7907-nucleotide messenger RNA. RefSeq lists its product as uncharacterized. The record is from RefSeq and is a predicted model, not a curated record. NCBI's taxonomy places the organism in Eukaryota, Metazoa, Arthropoda, Arachnida, Mesostigmata, Varroidae.
UCUGCUGACCUAUGUGAGUUAUGUGAACCGGCCUCCCUUCUCUAUUUUCAGGCAAUGUUGACGUACUGUCACUUCGUGAUAACGUUAGCAGGCGUUAGCGACACGUAGUGGUCGAAGAGGGCGUGUACAGGGAGUAUACAGCGUGGCAUAAAUGAAACCAUCCUUUAUUGAAGAUCAUGUACAGAACCACACAAACGGGAACGCAUAGAGAAUAGUUCAAUUCAUUCAAUUCGUAUGCGUUAUACUACUACCGCUAAAAUAAUGUGGAGUCCUUAGCCAGUAGGCUGUUGUCCUUUCAAAACUAUAUCCCGCGCUUCUCAAAGCAUAAUGGGCGAACCGAUGGACUACCCAAGUGUUAAGAGGUAGUGGUGCCUGUGAAGACUUAAACUUUUGCAAGUCUGGAAGCAUUGCAACGGAUUACCGUAAACUGUUCUCAGCAACUGAGACAAAGCAGACUGUCGAAGUGUUGUCAAUAUGGACGAGUUUACCUAUUAUAAACGCAUGGUUUUUUUUUGCCGCGUCGACGGUAGGUUUUCAAAGAGUUGUGGGUAAUAGUAAUUAUAGUAUUAGUGACCGGAGCGGGAGACAGUGAAGUGGCAUUGCCAACACGGUAAAUCUGGCACGGUGCCGCCAGAUCAGACAAUUGAAGGUAGCUGUUAGAGUGGAAGUCUUCGAAUCUCUCAUUGUUGUUUUAUGGUAUCGGAGUGUUACUAACGAAUGCGUGAUAUAGUACAUAAAACAAACAAACAAAGACGGAUAUUCAAGCAAAAAUAACAAAUAUAUCCACAUAAUCUCAAGUUGUUCUGGUUGACCAAUGUUGUUUUUUCAAUACCUCAAAAGCCUAGGAUAUCAAGAGGACAUCAGCAACAAUCGGUUGAUUCGCUAUGGGUGGUGAUUUUUUGUGCUUUUUUUAAACAGUGAAACAAACAUUGCUGAAUUUGUGCUUGUGUCUGUGAACCUACCGAAAACAUUUUAUCACAAUAAAUUUUUUUAUUAGCGUUAAAGUCGACUGAGUGGAUCUCAACCACACUUACGCCCCCAUCUUCCCAUCACCACAGGCACGAACUACACUUCCAUCAUUAUGGUCAUCAUGUAGCUUGGAUCUCACUGUAAGGUGCUGCAAAGGACGACAGAUGAUAAUGAUGAGAAAAUCACGCGGCCACGUUGUCAACUAUUUACCCUCUCGAUCUUCUCUUCAACCUGACACAGUCGCGUCAUCUGCUACACGUCCCGUAGUUCGUAGGCCGGCAUUCUCCUUCCGACUGAUGCGGGCGUCUAGCAGCAUAAAAGCGUUGGCCUGUCCCGCCAGUGAAGGAUAGCCAGCUAGAACAAAAAGAUAUGUUCUCGCGAUGUCACGCCCAUCGCCACUGCUGCCGCCACUGCUCGUUCGAGUGGUGCCGCUCUGGGCGAUGUGGCUAAUCGUGUAUUGCUUUUGUAUCUGCUAUCUUUGUGUUUCCACUGAGGCGUCUCUAGCUCUGACGUCAUCGUCGGCGCCGACAAUGGUAACGCGUCACGUAUCAGAGCAAACGAAUCGCCUCAGCCAUCGAGGUAGCCUGUCUAACAACGGCUCCCAGUCGUCAGUGGACUCAGCCUCAAGAGAAACGGCGAGCACCAGGCCGGAGAUUCUGCCCGUGCCCACCACGAUAGCAAAGUAUGUCAACAGUCAGAACGAUCGAUCGCGAAACAGAUCAACUUUAUCGGCCAUAACUAGCAAUGAUAAUUGGCAUCGGCCCCAGUGGAUGUGGAGUGAGUAUUUGGACGAUUCUAGGCCUAAUCUUGUCGUCGAAGCCAUCCUAAAUAGAAAAAAGCAGUUUUCUUCGUCGUCGUUGAAUGUUGCAACUGCCGAUCAUGAAAAGGGCCAUCGAAAUAAUCAAGUACGGGGAGUAGCGUUUGGUUCGGCGACUCGUAAACGUACGGACCACCAGCAUCGACACAAUCGUUUUGACUAUGAACAUUCAGUAAGGCUAAACCGUUAUAACAACCGAAAGGCCACUAGGGAAACCCAAGCUAAAAGAGACGGUAGUACACAACUCCUCGAGAGAUCCCGGGACCGGUUUAAUAAAGACCCUUUUGUAGUUGAAAUCAACAACAUUCGAAUGGAAGGAAACGCCGAAGUAUUCAGCGACCAGUGGGAUCAGAUCAGCAGCUCUGGCCGUGAUAAUACUCAAAUGAAAUCAACGCGCAUUGGUGUCACUAUGGAUACAAAUGAGAAGGGUGUAACGAAUGAUAGCAUUCGUAGCAGCGGCAGGAGGUUUGAGGGGACGUUUCGGUGGCAUACACCGGAAGACUAUCGAGUUCAAUCAAAUCAGCAACGGCCACAACAUCAGCAAGAGGACCAUCCAUCACAACUGCUGCAGAUACAACAGACGCAGGCAGGCGGGGGAGGAGCGUCUAACAGCAAAAAGGGCGUUAAAAAAGGCCAAGCUUCGAUCGUGUUCACGGCAGUAGCAGGGGGCGCAGUGAGCCUCCCAUGCAGUCUUGCCCCCGUACCGGACGAAGAUAAUGAGGUCGCCUUGGUUCUUUGGUAUAAAGAUGAUAUUUCCGCCCCGCUGUUCACGGUGGACGCCCGAGGCAUCGGCGACCUUCAGUCCGCUCGCCAGAGCUCAUUGGACCAGCUGAAAGAAAGGGCAAACUUUAUUUUGAUUUCGUCCCCAUCGCACAUAUCCGCGUCGACAACGGGCUAUAGCAACAGCAACUAUCGUAGUAUAUGGCAAAUCAGUCAGGCGUCAACGAAACAUAGACCGCCAUUGCCAGCGUCUGCUGGCGCGCAUCCGGGCACUCCAACUACUGGUUUUGCCGCUCACCUACAUGUUCAACCUGUUCGAGAAUCCGACGAAGGAGAGUACCGAUGCCGGGUAGAUUUUAAACGAGCCCGCUCGGUCAAUACGGUCGUCAAUCUUCGUGUAAUUGUGCCUCCCGGUGAUCCAGUUAUUGAGACGCGGUCCGGCGUCAUCCUUCGGGAAGGCCUUGCGGGACCGUUUAAUGACGGCGACCCAUUGACGCUUCAUUGUUAUACUGGUGAUGUGGGUCGGCCCCGCGCAAACCUCGUGUGGGUAGCCCAUGACGGGCGGGUAAUUGAUGACACGUUCUCGUACGAGCAUAUCGACACGCACCAUCAUCAAACCGUCGUUGUGCGUAACACACUUGAGAUUAACGCCUUGAACCGGGACCAUCUGCUAACGACUCUAGCAUGCCAAGCGUCCAAUAACAAUAUUACGGCACCGUCACAAACCUCAAUUACGCUUGACCUUAACUUAAAACCUUUGUAUAUAAAUGUUGAACCUUCUUCGACACAACCACUAUCAGCCGGUGCCCCGAUUGAGUUCGUAUGCUAUUCAAGCGGCUCUCGACCACCUGCAGUACUGACAUGGUGGAAAGGCGAUCAGCAGGUCCAGGCCACCAAAGAGGACUUUUCCAGUGGCGGGUCAAGUUCAAGUACAUCGGUAUUGACCUUCACACCCGAGCCGGAAGAUGAUGGUGCCAUUUUGGCUUGCCGGGCUGAAAAUCCCGCAAUGAACAGCAACGAGGGUGAGCGAUUCGGUGGCGGCGAACGUCUUAAUAACCGACGCACUACGGCUGCCUUGGAGUAUAGCCGAACGCUCGACGUACACUAUGCACCAAAAUUAAAAUUGGUCCUUGGUGGUGGCGUACGCUCGGGAGACAUUCGAGAGGGUCGCGACGUCUACCUUGAGUGUGAAAUUACGGCGAAACCAGCCGCACACGAAAUCGUCUGGUAUUUCGAGGGCACCACGGAGCUGCAUACAGAUAAAGACAAAGGAAUCAUCGUCAGCGGUUCGUCUUUGGUGCUGCAGGCUGUCUCUAGAUCUCAGCGAGGAUGGUAUACGUGUUCGGCUUCGAACCGCGAAGGAACCACAAGAAGCAAUCGGCUUUUUCUUCGAGUGAAAUAUGCCCCCCGAUGCCGAUCGCAGCAACGUCGCGUCUACGGGGUGGAUUUAUACGAGAGCGCUCGAAUUCGGUGCGAUGUCGAGGCUGACCCCGAAGAGAACACCCACUUUAGAUGGACUUUCAACAAUUCGAUGGGCAAACGCGCCGAGCUCGACUCACAACCGACCACGGCUUCGCAUCGAACGUCAAGGUCCAUGAUCAACUAUAAGCCUCUGACGGAACAAGACUACGGAGAGCUGUUGUGCUUCGGAGGAAACGAGGUCGGCGAACAAGUGGAGCCGUGUAUCAUUCACAUUGUCGCCACUGCCACGCCGGAUCCCCUUGAGAACUGCUCUCAGGUAAACGCGACGGAGAAUAGUCUGACGGUCGAGUGCUUCGAAGGUGCGUGGAACGGCGGCGGAAAUGAAUUAUCCGCACUGUCUUUCGUGGCCGAACUCUACCGAAGCGACGAAAAUGACUUAAAGAACGGUGUAGCUUUCGGCCCAAUGAUUGCUAAUGUCACGGUGAAAGGAAGUACCACGUCUGCGUCGACGGGAUUACCAUCGGUUCCAGUAUUCGUGUUUAACGAUUUGCCUCGAAUCGAUGAUCACACGUCUAUAGCUAGUGGACGUAACGACGUUGGCUAUCGAGUACACAUUUACGCGCGGAAUCACAAGGGUCGAAGCCCGGUUACAACACUUAUAGUUCAUCUACUAAACCCAUCCAAGUACCAAACAAAACAGUCAGCUCGAUUAGGUGUUGGCUGGAUAGUCAGGCCACUGCUUGGCCUUGUUCUUGUCCUGCUCAUUCUGAUCACGUUGGGAGGGGUCAUAUUGUUCGCGGUUCUAAAAUACAGCAAAUAUAAACAACGACAUCACGUUCACAAUGACGAGCACAAACAAACGCACUCUGAAGACAAAGCACCCGCAUCGGAGACGCACAGCACGAGAAGCAAAUCCGCUCUGUCAGUGCUCGAGGCCGAGACGACCGAUGCUGACCAAUGCAAGGAUUCUACCGAAGUCAUAGUUCCACUGUCCGAUGUUAGCGAUAACGGAAGUAAUAACCGUUGUGACAGCGUUGUACUCCGGACGCAUUCGAAUCUUGUCGGAACAGCUGAGAGUGCAGACGACAUCGUUACGGCCGACUCUGUACUUAUCCAACCCGAUAUUAUUCAACGUCAGCAGAUGCCACCGCCACUAUCAACUACGCCGGGACUGGAUUCACAGCAGUGCGGAAUUUUCGGCAUUAUGUCAACCCUUUCGGUGACAAGAACAUCAACCGACAAAAUCACCAGAUCCGAUUCUCAAGUACUAUCAGGAGACAUCUAUCGGCAUCGGCUAGCUAAUGGAAAGAGUAAGAAGGCUGGCAGUGGAUCGAAUCUCAGUCACGCCCUGACAACCGUAACCGAGUUACGGGAAGACGACCGAUUAACGGCGCCCCACCAAGCAGCCCAGCUCGGGGUCUACGCUACGCUCCAUUUAUAUUCCUCUCAGCCCGGCUUCGGCGUCAACGAUUUAGGCAAUUGCGGCAGUCUCAACAUGGACUGUCCUAUCGUCCAACCGACGAAUCUACGGGUAUCUCCGCUUUGCCAACAAGCGCAUAACAGCUCAUCCGUCAGCAAUAUCGUUGAACAUCAGCGUUCACCAGUAGCUACCCCGAUAGUUACUCAAAGCGGCGAUUCCCUUUGGACCCAGCCGAACGAACCCUUCAUUCCCAGCGUAAAAUCCCCUUCGAUUAUCGGAUCUAACCUGUCGUCAAAUCUGUUACAUAACGACCCGAGUUUGAUCGCUAUAACAACGGAUAUCGUCGGCACCGAUUUUGACGACGGCGGCUUUAUCGUUAUCGGCAGUAAAAAUUCAGCGACCGGUCGAACGGCUCAGGAGCGUUGGAAACAGCAAGAACCCUCCGGGCACACAGAACUUUUACCCCCGCAGUCCAGAGUUUCACCAUUGUUACCAAAUAAUUAUACAUCGGGACAAUUUAAAUUCACUGGAGUAACAUCGGAUUCACUUGAUGGUUUAAAUGCGGGCUGUGGCGAUCACGCGCCAAAUGAAACUAUCGUGUUCUCACAAAAAUUUCAUUUCCGUAGACAACUGCCGUUAACGGAAGGCGGUAUUACUACACAGCUGCACCAUGAUGCCCGUCAACAGCAGAAACCCAACGGUAAUUCUGUUGAGAGCACUGUAUAACACUGGGACAGCAAAACGAAACGCUGCAUUGAUCGUCUUUGUCGAGCUAACUUAAGAGCGUUUAGUGAAGCCUGACGUAGACACACUUCGUUUCGUGCUGAAGAUAAUUGCCAGCUGUCGGAAGCGGCAAUGGUUGGUGAAAACAGCACCAAACGUAAAAAUUCACACCUUUAAAACGGUAUACGCGCGAUACCUGUUUGAGCGGAUAUAACGGAUGUGGUGUGAGUUGACGAAACGAGAAGCGGCGGUAUCGGAUUUGGAUACUUGGAAGUACCUAGAGAAAGGAAUCACAGUGAACUCAUGCGGACGACAGGUAACGUAAACCUUAAACAUAACAGGCCCAUAACGAAAGAAUCAUACCGAACGGCCAAGUGUGGAGUUCGUAUCAGAAGAGGAUUCGAAACGCGACCAGCGAUCUCCAUGUUGAGAAAGGUUUUGCUGUUAUUUUCUAUUGGAAAUUGAGGUGUAGGAUGCGAUCGACAAAAUACGAAUGUGUAUCUGUGCGGGUGUAAGGGCUACGAACGGCUGCACUUUUGUUGUAUAGACAAUUAUUAUAUUAAGUAGUAAGCGGCGUAAUUGGCACCGUUUAACUUUAUCGAAUGAGCAUAUCUAGAGGGAAUAAAAGACCCUAAUGGCUGACGAUUUUUUUUCUCCAAGUGCAACGAAAACAGGAUCUUAGUUUCCUAAAUAAUUGAAUAGGAUUUGUUCAGUAUUUAACUUGUUAUGACAAAGCGAAUGAUGCUCGUUUUUACCGUGAACAACAAGAUAUGUUUAUACAAAUACUGAAAUUGUUUUUAAGAAGAACAUGUAAUCAGCAUACCAACAUUGUCGAAGGACAUACCCUCUUAGCUAGCCGUUUCAUCGAAAUGCUUCGUUCAAAACAGUGGUUUAAUCUAUUGUUGUUAGCUUAGUUUACAAUGGUAUAUAUACAUAAGUAUAAAUCGUAGUAGAGGAAAGUAUGUAAUGAGCAAGUUGUAAUAUAAAUAAAACAAAAAAAAACACUGCGGAAAUAUUCAAAUAUAUCAAACAGACGCAGGGCAAAAGACUAAGAAGGUCACCCAAUUAACGUAAACCUGAAUCGGCUGAUCAGCGUCAACUCAAAAAUAAAGCAAGGUUCUAUUCAGCCGAAAAACAAAAUCGCUCGCGAUGCAUCUUCAUUACAAAGUAUGGGAUCCAAGCGAGCGUUGUAGAUCAUCUACCUGCAGAUAUACGUUGUCGCAGGUAAAUAUGGCUCGCGAAUACGUUGAAAGUAUAUGUAAUAGUUACAAGAUCGAUAAUGCUCCUAUUCGGGGUCGGCUGUGAGUAGAUGCGGACGUACUAAUUGGCUUAGCCGUUCUCUUAUACGGAAUGAAAACUGUAUAAAUUAGGCUAGAUAAAUCUCGUCGGUGUGAGUACGGAACAGAAGCAGGAGUAAAGAAAAUUAUUGACGAAGUAUGAAUAAUACCAUGUAAAUGAUGUAUUUUAAGACUUAUUUGUAUGAAAUAGAAUAAUCCAAAAAUGAACGAGAAAAGAAUGCAACUAAACUAUAUAAAAGCGAAGGAAAGCAAAAGGUCAAUAAUUGUGGAAAAUAGUACGCUAUAGAUCAGAAGCAAAAAGACACAAAGCAACAAAAGUGGAAGCAUAUGGAACUAUAAGAGGUAAAGAUUGUAAAACAAAUAUCGUCAGAUUGAAAAUAAAUUAUAUUCGAAAUUUCGACAAAAACAAACGGCAACGCCAAAAGCUAGACAUAUUUUUCGUCUCCUCAGUCACUAUGAGAGGUCAUAAUUUAAUUUUGGAAAUUGCGUAGAGUCGAGCCACACGUUUGGGUCGGGACCGAUUCUACUUCGUGUGAAC